CUCUUCUCAACCUCCCCUUUUACUUUUGCCUCCUUUCCUCUUCUAUUUCUUCUUAUUCCCCUCCUCCCCUUUCCUUCCGGAGACAGAGAGAGAAGGGUCUUAUUGUUGAUGGUUUUCUGCUAAAAUGGCGGUGGAGCUAAUGGGUUACAGGAGCGAUGCCUUUGCUGCAACAAGAACAGAGGAGAAUGCAGUGGAAGAAGCUGCUUCUGCGGGUCUACAAAGCGUUGAGAAGCUCAUAAAGUUAUUGUCUCAGAGGCAGCAACAACAGCAGCAGCUAGAGCAGUCACAUGCCAUUGAGAUUGAUAUGGAUUGCAGGGAGGUCGCAGAUGUAGCUGUAAACAAGUUCAAGAAAGUGAUUUCGUUGCUGGGUCGGACCAGAACGGGUCAUGCUCGCUUCAGAAGGGCUCCCAUGGUGGCUUCUCUUCCCCAAAACAACCCUACCACCUACGAAUCCCAUGCCUUGCCCCAUCAGCAUCAGCAUCAACAGCAACAGCAACAGCAACAGCAACAACAACAACACCACCAGCAGGAGGAGGUGAAAGAGAAACAAUCAUCUGGGUCUAAGGUUUAUUGUCCGACGCCGAUCCAACGGCUUCCACCUCUUCCUGUUCCUCAUCAUAGUCAACAUCACCAUUACUUCCAACCCAACAACAAUCCUAACCUUCAGAUGCCAAAGAACGGUGUUCUUGAGAGAAAGGAAUCGACGACGACCAUUAGUUUCAGUGCUUCUCCAUCUAUCUCCGCCGCGACUUCUUUCAUAUCUUCAUUGACCGGCGAUACGGAUAGUAAGCAGCCUUCCUCAUCCUCGACGUUUCAGAUUACGCACCUCUCUCAGGUUUCCUCGGCUGGUCGGCCUCCUCUGUCUUCUUCUUCGUUGAAGAGGAAGUGCAGCUCAUCGGACGACGCCGCCGGUGCUAAAUGUGGAGGCUCUUCCGGGCGAUGCCAUUGCUCGAAACGAAGAAAAUCGAGGGUGAAGAGGGUGGUCAGAGUCCCUGCAAUCAGCUUGAAGAUGGCCGAUAUCCCACCCGACGAUUAUUCAUGGAGGAAAUACGGGCAGAAACCAAUUAAAGGAUCCCCACAUCCAAGGGGUUACUACAAGUGCAGUAGCGUGAGGGGUUGCCCUGCUCGAAAGCACGUGGAGCGAGCUUUGGACGAUCCGUCUAUGCUGAUCGUCACCUACGAAGGCGAGCACAAUCAUGCCCAAGUUACAGAGCCAACCAGUCUCAUUCUAGAGUCUUCUUAAGUUCUCCCCUUAUUAGUUUCAUCAUUAAAACAGAGAAGUUAAGAAACCCAGAUUAGAAAAAGAAAGGAAAGACUGGAAGGCAGAACUGGGAGAAAGAAAGAAAACCCUAAUUUGAGCAAGCGAGGAAAGGUCAAAGAGAAGGGAGGGGUCCAUGGAGCAGAGCCCAAUGGAAUGCUGACGUGAAAAGGGAAGGAUCCAAAGCUGAAAGCUCCAAGUCCAAGGAGGAGGAGAAGACUAAUUGGGUUUGUUCGUUCCCUGUCCAAUACAGGAUUCCUUUUUUUUUUUUUUUUUUUUUUUUAACCUUUUCUUAUAAGUGUUAUUUAAUCUUUAAAGUUGAAACUUGAAACUUAGAAAAAGAAAGAAAAUGAGAAAAAAAUUGGGCAAAUUGUGGAUUUGGUGAAAAGUGAAAAGUGAAAAGGAUGAAAAUUGAAAGUGGGUUGGGUUUCCUACUUUGGCCUUUUAA
Macadamia integrifolia is the source of this 1706-nucleotide messenger RNA. RefSeq names its product probable WRKY transcription factor 7. The record is from RefSeq and is a predicted model, not a curated record. Bases 125 to 1243 code for a protein of 372 amino acids. The transcript has 3 exons. Gene Ontology annotation, molecular function: DNA-binding transcription factor activity; sequence-specific DNA binding. Lineage: Eukaryota; Viridiplantae; Streptophyta; Magnoliopsida; Proteales; Proteaceae. Gene Ontology annotation, biological process: regulation of DNA-templated transcription.